Molecule: messenger RNA, 1659 nt
Organism: Colletotrichum graminicola M1.001
Lineage: Eukaryota; Fungi; Ascomycota; Sordariomycetes; Glomerellales; Glomerellaceae
Product: allantoinase
Exons: 2
Coding region: 1-1659 (552 amino acids)
Biological process (GO): purine nucleobase catabolic process
Cellular component (GO): cytoplasm
Molecular function (GO): allantoinase activity
Source: RefSeq, a predicted model, not a curated record
AUGGCCGCCACCCAAGACACCACGGCUCCCCUCGUCGUCCUCGUCUCAACGCGAGCAGUUCUCACCGUUGCCGAGGACGAGCUGGUUCUCACCCCUGCCACGAUAACGAUAUCCCCCGCCACCGGCAAGAUCGUCAGCGUCACCCCCACCGUCCUCCCCAAGACGUCAUUCCCUGCCUCGGCAGUCUACAUCGACUAUGGCUCAAAGCUCCUGCUGCCCGGCCUCGUCGACGCCCAUGUCCACCUCAACGAGCCCGGGCGCACGGAAUGGGAAGGCUUCUGGACCGGCACGCGGGCCGCUGCCUCUGGCGGCGUCACGACCGUCGUCGACAUGCCGCUCAACGCCAUCCCGCCCACCACGACGGUGGCCGGCUUCAAAGAGAAGCUCGCGGCGAGCCGGGGUCAGUGCUGGGUCGAUGUUGGUUUCUACGGCGGCGUGAUCCCCGGAAACGCCGAUGACCUGUUGCCUCUCGUCGAGGCCGGCGUGCGAGGCUUCAAGGGCUUCCUCAUCGAGUCGGGUGUUGACGAAUUCCCCGCCGUCUCCUCGCAAGACGUAGCCCUGGCCAUGGAGAAGCUCAACGGCACGCCCACCACGCUCAUGUUCCACGCCGAGAUGCUCCCUCCCAUCACCGACUCGGUAGGCGACGCCGUCCAACAGUCCGAGCCCCCCCUCGCCCCCACCGGCGAGCUCGACUCCUACCAGACCUUCCUCGAGUCUCGCCCUCCGGCCUUCGAGACCUACGCCGUCGAGCAGAUCCUCUCGCUCGCGCACCUCGCGCCGGACCUCCACCUGCACAUCGUCCACCUGUCGGCGACGCAGGCCAUCCCCAUCCUCAAGGAAGCCCGGAAGAAGGGCAUCAACAUCACCGCCGAGACGUGCUUCCACUACCUGGGCUUCGCCUCCGAGGACAUCGCCGACGGGGACACCCGCCACAAGUGCUGCCCGCCCAUCCGCGAGCGCUCCAACCGCGACAGCCUGUGGGAGGAGCUCGUGGCCGAGGACUCGUGCAUCAAGACCGUCGUCUCGGACCACUCCCCCUGCACGCCGCAGCUCAAGCUCCUGCCGAGCCACCUCGAGCCCGCGCCCCCGGCCGACGCCGACGCGCCCAACAUGCACCACUCGGACUCUGGCGUCGACAUGACCAUCCCCGGCGAGACCGUCGACAAGAUGAUUGCCGAGAAGACGCUCGAGGACGCGGCGCUGGCCGUCGCCGACGCCAGCUCGCGGGGCGACUUCUUCGCCGCCUGGGGCGGCAUCUCCUCCGUCGGGCUGGGCCUGCCGAUCGUCUACACGGAGGCGAGGGCGCGCGUCGCCGCCGCGCAAGGCGACGAGGCCGUGGCGCCGUCCAUCAUCGACAUUGUGCGGCUGUGCAGCCAGGCGACGGCGAAGCAGGUCGGCCUCGCGCACCGCAAGGGCGCGCUGAGGGCCGGCAUGGACGCCGACGUCUGCGUCUUCGACGACGCGGACGCGUGGACGCUGCGCUCCGGCGACAUGCGGUGGAAGAACCGGGUCUCGCCGUGGGAGGGGCACGAGUUCGCGGGCCGCGUGAGGGAGACGUGGGUCCGCGGCCGUAAGGUGUUCGAGUACGGCGGCGCGAACGGCGGGUUCGUCUGCGAAGGCCCCAUCGGCGAGGCCAUCACCGAGAAGCGCGUUGCUUAA